Messenger RNA from Paramisgurnus dabryanus, 2743 nucleotides. Its product is annotated as E3 ubiquitin-protein ligase TRIM39-like. Gene Ontology annotation, molecular function: protein binding. NCBI's taxonomy places the organism in Eukaryota, Metazoa, Chordata, Actinopteri, Cypriniformes, Cobitidae. The record is from RefSeq and is a predicted model, not a curated record.
GAGUAGCCUACACACCUUUGAAAAGGUAUCUAUGAAUUUAAUGUAAUGCCAUUUGGUCUUAAGAAUGCUCCAGCAACAUUCCUGAGACUGAUGGAGAUAGUCCUUGGAGAGUCCAAGAGGAAAAUAUGCUUUGUCUACAUUGACGACCUUAUCAUUUACUCGCCUUCCAUAACACAGCACUUCCACGACAUACGGACAGUUCUCUACAGGUUUAACUGCUGACACAAUCACAAUGGCUACAGAAGAUUCAGUCAUCAAGAGCUGUGGACACAGCUUUUCCAAGAGUUGUCUGGAUCAGCAGGUAGACACCAGUAAUCCACAGUGUCCUCAAUGCCUUGAGGCUCUUCAGCGGGCGCAGAGGGCCGACUUGAGUCUCUUGCCUGUUAAAAGUGCUGAGAUCCCUUGUAACAUGUGUGAGGAAAGCCAGACCUUCAGUGCUGUGAAGUCCUGCUUGACCUGUUUACUCUCAUACUGUGAGCAUCAUUUGAAGCCGCAUCAGUCUAUGGAGAGGCUGAAGGGUCAUAAACUGGUAGAACCAGUGGAGAGAUUGGAUGAGAGAGCGUGCAGUGUCCACGGCAGACCCCUGGAUCUCUACUCUACCCGAGACAAACGCUGCAUCUGUGCCUUAUGUGUGAAACCUGGUGUAGAUGUCAUACCUGUGGAGACAGAGAGAAAGAUCAGAGAGGUCGAUCUGCAAAAUACUAUUAAAAAUUUGGAAAGUAUGAUCAGUCAGAGAGAAAAGAAACUUGAGGAUCUUCAAAACACAGUGUCAAAAAAUCAGGCUGAGAUAAACAGAGAGCAGACAGCAAUAAGGGAAGUGUUUUCUGCAGUGAUGGAUGCUGUGAGGAAAACUGAGGAGGAGCUGCAUGCUCCUCUAGAGGAAGGAAGAAGGAGUCUGGAUGAGGAGAUGAAAGUGAAGGCGCAGCAGGUUCACAAGGACAUCCAAAAGUAUACAGAAAUCAUCAACGGGUUUAAUCAAACUAAGAAUGAAGAAGACGACAUCAUCUUUCUCCAGUUGUAUCCAUCGGCACCUGCUGAAUUCAGAGAUGAUCUGAGAGUUUCUAUUGACACUGAACUAAACUUUGGCUCCAUGAGAAAUAUAACCACAUCUGUUUUAACUUCUAUUAGGACUCAGCUGGAGAAUCUUUGCUCUUUUGAAAUGAGAAGAAUUCAGAGGUUUUUAGUGGAUGUGACUCUGGAUAAAGAAACUGCACAUCCAGCUCUGGAAGUGUUUCAAGAUGGCAAAGCUGUAAAAGUCAAAGGAAAUGGUCAUAAUAUUCCAGGCGACCCCAAGCAAUCCGUUCUGGUGAAUGGAAUCCUGGGAAAUCUUCAGAUCAAGUCUAGAAAAGCAUUUUGGGUAGCGGAGGUGGGACAGAAAACGGGCUGGGAACUGGGUGUAGUGAGAGAAAAUGCAAACAGGAAAGGAAAAGUCUCCUACAAACCCAGUGAGGGUUAUUGGAUCAUUGUGUUCUGUGAUCCAAACACGUAUGGAGCUUUUGAAGAAAAACCUGUUCAGCUGCAUCUCUCCACCAAACCUCAGAAGGUGGGAGUAUUUGUCGACUAUGAGAACGCUCUCAUCUCCUUCUAUAAUAUGAACGAUCUGUCACAUAUUUACACAUUCACUCAGUGUAGAUUCAAUGGUACGAUCCGUCCAUAUUUUAAUCCUCAUCCCAACAAAAAUGUCAAGAUUGCAGAUCCAAUGAUCAUUUCUUCUGUUAAUCCAAAUAAUAAUCAUAUGUCAGAGGUGUAACAUAUACAGUAAAUAUCUACAUAUAAUUGUAUAUUACUUAAUAUUAUGGAAAAAGUAUAGUGGAUCAAAAUAUUAUGGUGAUUGGGUACUGCAUGGGUUAAGGUAAUAAUGAAAAGAUGACAGAUUUGUAGGUAGAUUUUGAAGUGAAGUUGGGUAAAAAUGUAAUGUGUAAGUACAUAGAUAUGUAAAUUAAAUCUUCAAAAUGUCUUGUAGACUGUGUUUGGGGUAACGCAUUACAAGUAGAUUACUUUUUGACGAUAUCUGAUUAAAUAAUGUGAUCAUUACUUUAUAAAUGUGCAUAUUUAACCCCUUACCUGGGUGGUAAAAUGGUGAUGUACACUUUCAAAUUAAUAUAAUUCUGGCAUGUUUUUUUUUAAAGUAGACACUUUGAAGUGUCCGUUUCUGGCACGGCACUACUAUGGUUCAGGUCUUACCUAUCAGGGAGGUAAUUUAGAGUAUCCUGGAGAGGAUACGUCUCUGAACCCGAACGUCUCAAUUCUGGGGUACCUCAAGGCUCAGUGCUUGGACCACUGCUCUUUUCUAUAUACAUGACAUCCCUGGGUUCUGUCAUUUGGAAACAUGGCUUUUCCUACCACUGCUAUGCCACUCUGAAGGAUUAUUAUUUCCAGCUGAAUUUAAUCACUCAUAUAUCAUGCAAAUAUGAUAAUUUGAAUAUUACAUGGUCAAAACAUGAAUCCAGCACCAGUAUUCCUGGUUUAGGAGGAAUACAAAGGAGUAGCCUAAUGGUCAUUUUAAGGAUCUGAUGGCCGCCAUUUUGAAAAUGGGGCCUUUCUUGGAGUCAAACAUUGGUAAACUUUUAGUAUGUUUUUAUGUACAUCUAAUACUACUUUAAACCUUUUGUUAGAUUUUUUUUGGUCAAGCCAUAUUUGCAGCUGACUAAAAAGACCACUAGGUAUCCUAGUUUUAACAAACAUACCUUACUAAAAACAUAACUUGUGUGCAUUUUGAGGCAAAACAAAGGGCACUGAUUUA